Messenger RNA from Huiozyma naganishii CBS 8797, 3510 nucleotides. RefSeq names its product protein kinase C (gene PKC1). Gene Ontology annotation, molecular function: ATP binding; protein serine/threonine kinase activity. Lineage: Eukaryota; Fungi; Ascomycota; Saccharomycetes; Saccharomycetales; Saccharomycetaceae. Gene Ontology annotation, biological process: protein phosphorylation; signal transduction. The record is from RefSeq and is a predicted model, not a curated record. Bases 1 to 3510 code for a protein of 1169 amino acids. The transcript has a single exon.
AUGGAGCUAUCAGUAGUAGAAAAAGAUAUUAGCAGAAAAAUUGCUGUAGAGCAAAACAUCAUCCAGGGUGCCACCAACAUGAAGAAAAAAACCAAUAAUGUCAUGGUCAUUCAAAAAUGUAACACCAAUAUAAGAGAAGCUAGACAAAACAUCGAUUAUCUACAAGAAACACUGAGCAAGCUACGUUUAGAGAGUAGCAAGACGAAAAACGAUGAAGAGAUUAGUAAAGAGGAGGAAUCAGCAUUGCAAAGAAAGAAAGACGUCGCCGAGAAGGGCUAUGGGUACUUGUCAACCAUCUCUCCUAACGAGCACGUUUUUUCAAGGCUGGAUUUGGUAAAGUAUGAUUGUCCGUCUUUGUCUCAACGUAUACAGUAUAUGUUGCAACAAUUAGCAUUGAAACUCCAGGUGGAAAAACAAUAUCAAGAAGCAAACAACAAGUUGACGAAGCUAUACCAAAUUGAUGGAGACCAAAGGAGUAGUUCAGCGGCUGAAGGUGGUGCUUUUGAGUCGAAACAACGUAUUCUAUUGCUAAAGAAGGCCUUAAAGAAGUAUAAGGCGAUCAAUGUCGAUUUGGAUCAGUACAAGCACCAUGACAGCGAGGAGAUGGAUAUAAGCCAGCCAAAGUUUAGAAGGAAACAGCUAACCGGUGUUCUGACUAUCGGUCUGACUGCAAUUCGAGAUGUAGAUCACAUUCAGUCUCCCAUGUUUGCCAGAACACCUGAAAGUUACAUUACUAUAAAGAUUGAUGACACAGUGAAGGCAAGAUCUAAGCCGUCGAGAAAUGACAGAUGGAGUGAAGAAUUUCAGAUCACCGUGGGGAAAGGCAAUGAAGUCGAAAUUACUGUCUAUGAUAAAGUAAACGAAAUGAUGACACCUGUUGCAGUUAUGUGGCUCUUGUUAUCAGAUAUUGCAGAAGCCAUCCGUAAGAAGAAGGCUAAUCAGACGAACGAGCAGCAAGGUUGGGUAAGCGCCCAAGAUGUCAGUGGCAGUCGUGUACCUGGGAGAGAGGUUGGCACUGCGGACACUUCGUCCAAUGCACUGAAAGCUAUGUCAACCGGAAGCACCUUAACCGAGCACUCAGCUUCUGAAACGGCCUACAAUUCUCCUGAUCGAGUGACAACAAAUCAAUGGUUUAUUUUAGAACCUGCAGGUCAAAUUCUCCUAACACUAGGAUUCCAUAAGACAUCCCAACAACCAAGAAAAAAUUUAAUGGGUGGUUUGCAUCGUCACGGUGCAAUCAUUGACAGAAAUGAGGAAGUCUUUGAGCAACAUGGGCAUCAUUUUGUUCAAAAAUCCUUUUAUAAUAUUAUGUGCUGUGCCUACUGUGGAGAAUUUCUGCGAUACACCGGUUUCCAAUGUCAGGACUGUAAGUUCCUAUGCCACAAGAAGUGCUACACGAAUAUUGUUACUAAAUGUAUUGCAAAAACAUCGCAUGAUGAAGACUCGGACGAGGCUAAAUUGAACCAUCGCAUUCCACAUAGGUUUUUACCUGCUGCUAAUCGUGGUACAAAGUGGUGUUGUCACUGUGGCUAUAUCCUGCCUUGGGGGAAAACAAAGGUUCGUAAAUGUUCUGAGUGUGGUGUGAUGUGUCACGCUCAAUGUGCCCAUUUGGUACCAGAUUUCUGUGGCAUGUCGAUGGAAAUGGCGAAUAAAAUCUUGAAGACGAUCCAAGACACUCAACGUAAUCAGGAGAAGAGAAGAAGAGUCCCCCCCUCUGUUAAUGCAUCAUCAUCCAUCACUGCAGUUUCUCAUCCAAAGAUGGCUGACAAAAAUGAAGGCAAGAGGAUUUCUCUUAUUUCUCAGCAAAGUGCUACAAAAUCUGAAGAAUAUCAUGAAGAUAUGGUUAAUCAGAGGCAGAGUACAUAUUCGGUAAAGAAUGAUACACCGAACAAUCUGCACGAUGAGACCAGUGAUAGAGUUAAUAAUUAUGUUGAGCGGAAUGACCCAUAUUUGAACUUCACAAGCAAUGUGGCAAAAGAAAAGGAGUCACCUGUAAGAAGUAACACAACUAGGACACUAGAUCCAAUGGCAAGAAUUGACUCAGGCGUAGAUGUUCCUCAGGCAAACUACGAUAACUUGGAACGAUUCAAUGUUCAAAACGACAGGGAUUUUGGGUAUCAGGGAGAAGAUGACAUUUGGGAAGAAAAGCGCAUUAGAAUGGAAAAAGAAAUUGAAGUGCAACGAGAACAAGAUUAUAAAGACUAUACAAGGGAAUUUGAUGGGCCAGUUGCUAUACAGCCAACGGAAAGGUAUGUGCAACAGGAUGCUGACUAUAUGGAAGAUGAACAUGAACAUACGGUUGAUACCACUGCAUCCAACCCAUUCCGCGAAAUGAAUAACGAAACAUUCCAAAUGGAGCAGCAACAAAUUGCAAAAAACUUUGUCACCUCCGAAAAAAAUGCUGGAGAAAACUUGCCAGAUAUAGCUGCGCCAUUACUUGAACAUUCGUCUCCCCAAAAGUCAUAUAGUUCGCCAAAGCAUAAAAAGAGACAGAGCAAACGCCGGAAAGUUUCUUUGGACAAUUUUAUCUUACUGAAGGUUUUGGGUAAGGGUAAUUUUGGUAAAGUUAUUUUAUCGAAGUCGAAGAACACCGGUAGUUUGUGUGCCAUUAAGGUGUUGAAGAAGGAUAAUAUUAUCCAGAAUCACGAUAUAGAAAGUGCACGUGCAGAGAAAAAGGUGUUUUUGCUGGCAACGGAGACGAGGCAUCCAUUUUUGACGAACCUAUUCUGUUCGUUUCAAACAGAAAAUCGUAUUUAUUUCGCGAUGGAAUUUAUUGGAGGCGGUGACUUGAUGUGGCAUGUGCAGAAUCAGAGGCUGUCUGUAAGGAGAGCAAAAUUCUACGCUGCAGAGGUUUUACUAGCUCUUAAAUUCUUCCAUAGCAACGGUGUCAUUUAUCGUGAUUUGAAACUGGAAAAUAUUUUAUUGACCUCUGAAGGACAUAUCAAGAUUGCAGAUUACGGUUUGUGCAAGGAUGAAAUGUGGUACGGUAACAAAACAUCUACUUUUUGCGGUACACCUGAAUUCAUGGCACCUGAAAUUUUGAAAGACCAAGAGUACAGCAGAGCUGUUGAUUGGUGGGCGUUUGGUGUUCUGUUAUAUCAAAUGUUGCUAUGUCAAUCACCAUUUUCAGGUGAUGAUGAGGAUGAGGUAUUUAACGCUAUUCUCACGGAUGAACCGUUAUAUCCAAUCGACAUGGCAGGUGACAUUGUUCAAAUUUUCCAAGGAUUGUUAGCUAAAGAUCCGGAACAUCGUUUAGGUGCUGGUCCUCGUGAUGCCUUAGAAGUUAUGGAAGAACCAUUUUUCCGCAACAUCAACUUUGAUGAUAUUCUACAGUUGAAAGUUAAACCACCUUACAUUCCAGAGAUCAAAUCUGCAGAGGACACGUCUUAUUUUGAACAAGAAUUUACAUCAGCACCACCUACAUUAACCCCAAUACCGUCUGUUCUAACAACAACACAACAAGAAGAAUUUCGUGGGUUUUCUUUCAUGCCGGAAGAGCUUGAACUGUAG